GUUUGUGAAAUUGUAACGAUUCGCUAUGCUAAUCAAAGAAUAUCGUAUUCCUCUGCCACUGACGGUUGAGGAAUAUAGAAUAGCGCAGCUGUACAUGAUAGCGAAAAAAAGUCGCGAAGAAAGUAGUGGAGCCGGUAGCGGUGUAGAGAUCAUUGUGAACGAACCAUAUCAAGACGGACCGGGCGGUAAUGGGCAAUACACGCGCAAGAUCUACCACGUCGGCAGCCAUCUGCCGGGCUGGAUCAAGGGGCUGCUGCCGAAAAGUGCGCUCACGGUCGAGGAGGAGGCGUGGAACGCUUACCCGUACACGAAAACACGCUACACCUGUCCGUUUGUGGAAAAGUUUUCGCUCGAAAUCGAAACGUACUACUUCCCGGACAAUGGGCACCAGGACAAUGUGUUUAAGCUGAGCGGUGCCGAUCUGCGCAACCGUAUCGUCGACCUGAUCGACAUCGUUAAGGAUCAGCUGUACGGUGCGGACUAUACGCGAGACGAGGACCCGACGGUGUACUGUUCCGAGCGUACCGGGCGCGGCCCACUCACAGAGGCAUGGCUCGAUGAGCAUUGGGAUGAGGUGCAGGGCAAACAGCAACCAACCGCUCGCAAUAUGUCGCUAAUGUGUGCGUACAAGCUGUGCCGGGUGGAGUUCCGCUACUGGGGCAUGCAGACGAAGCUGGAGAAGUUCAUCCACGAUACGGCCCUCCGGAAGACGAUGCUGCGGGCCCAUCGGCAGGCCUGGGCCUGGCAGGACGAAUGGUACGGUCUAUCCAUGGAUGACAUCCGAGAGAUUGAACGGCAGACGCAGCUAGCACUGAAGCGCAAGAUGGGCAACGAGGAGGGUGCCGAGGAACAGGAAGAUGACGACGAGGAAGGUAACAGCAAACCAGCGGCAUCAGAGCAGGACAAUCGUAACGCGAAUCAGAUGUACUCAAUCGAAAAGACGAACGAAAACUCGACGCCCCACAUGGACAAGAAGGAACCGAUCCCGCUCAUCACUACCACGGCCGACGCGGAAAGUGGGAGUGGUCCUGUGUCACGGCCAACGCGCAAGGAAAAACCGAAACCGUCCGCACCCAGCUCCGAGGACGAUGAUUCGCCGGACGCCAAGCAGAGGGCGCAGGUCAACGUGGAGUACGACGAGGACGACGAGGAUGAGGAGGAUGAGGAAGAGGACGAGCGGCACGGGGCGCGGGGUGGACAUUCCCAGCAAGGUGCAUGCUAUCUGCGGAAGCAGAAUAAUACUGGCUCGAAGAGCAAGCUGCACUCACCGCUCGGAUCGGCCCACAGUUUCGAUCUGCAGGUUGCCAACUGGCGGAUGGAAAAGCUGGAGGUGGACUCGAAAUCUGGCUCGGAGGAAGAAUUUUUCGACUGCGUCGGUGAUAUGGGUGAGAAGGCCUCGCUGGUAAAGUGGAGCUCGCUGGAGUUGCUAGCCGAAGAAGACGACAGCCCGCAGCUUGCGUCAAAUCACCGCAAUCAAGAGGACAGUAUCUUCAGCCAGUCGUAUCUGCAGCGCGUGACAUCCGAGCGCGGCACGAGACGCUCAUUCCUCGGUCACCAUUCGUCGAGCAUUGAUCGGGGCACGGGGCAUGAUUCUCCGCCCGGUUCACCCGGACUACCUUCCUGUCCGACGACGGUGCUCGUGCUGAUAAUGCAUGCCGGCAGCGUGCUGGACGUUAGCUCGGACAUGACCACCAAGAAGUCGGACAUUACCACCUUCCGCGGUGCGCUCGAGUCAGUGAUGCGUCAGCAUUAUCCUUCCCUAGUCGGGCACGUCGCACUGCGGCUGGUCGCCUGUCCGGCGGUCUGUUCCGAUGCGCUCGGCAUCCUGUCCAGCUUGAGCCCGUACUCCUUCAACACGUCCUCGUCCAGUGCGGAAGUAUCGAACCUGGCGGAUGUGCCGAUCGGUGCGAUACCGCUCCUCUCAACCUGUGCGCCCGAUUUCCAAGAGUCGGUUAGCCGAGCUGUAUCCUGCGCGAAUCAAACGUUUGCCGACUUCCUCAAGUCGGACGAGGGUCGUGGCUUUAACGGGCAGGUGGUACUGAUCGGUGACUCGAUGGGGAGUGUCCUGGCGCAUGAUGCGUUGUGCCGGUCGACGACGCACCAGGGCAGUGAAGCGUCCGGUCUGAACCAUAUCGCGGAUUUUGUUGCCGAAGCGAACGAUCUGGACGCGACGAAGCUGCUGACGGCACCGUCACCUCGCCGCCGUUCGUCCUCGACGAGUGAGUCACGUGUACCAAAGUUUGAGUUUGAGGUGGGCGAUUUCUUCAUGUUCGGCAGUCCGCUGGCGGUGAUACUGUCCGCCCGGCGACUCUCGGACAGCAGGUAUGGUAGCAGUAAGCCGGCCUGUACCCAACUGUACAAUCUGUUCCACCCGACCGAUCCAACGGCGGCAAGGCUAGAGCCGCUGCUGAGUGCACGGUUUUCGAUGCUGCCGCCGGUGAAUGUUCCGCGGUAUGCAAAGUAUCCGCUUGGCAAUGGGCAACCGUGCCAUCUGCUUGAGCUGAUACAGUCUAGUCCGCAGCUGUUUGCUGAUGGUGGUCCAUUGCCGUCCGCCCGCCGACUGUCGGACACGUCGAUCCAGAGCGCUGCCUCGGGCAUGAUCGAUAAUGUUCCGCUCAGCACGAUCAAUCAGCUGCAGCAGCGCUGGUGGGGCUCGAAGCGUCUCGACUAUGCACUGUACUGCCCGGAAGGGCUCAGCAACUUCCCAUCCCACGCACUGCCCCAUCUGUUCCACGCGAGCUACUGGGAGUCGAGCGAUGUGGUCGCAUUCAUACUGCAGCAGAUUGGCCGUUUCGACGAGUCCGGUGGUGCCGGGUACGGGUACGAGAAGGACGUGUCGAGCUUCCGGCCAUCGCAACCGCGCGAAAAGUGGAACAAGAAGCGCACCUCGGUAAAGCUGAAAAAUGUCGCCGCCAACCACCGGGCAAACGAUGUGAUCGUGCGGGAAGGUGAACCGCAGCGACUCGUUGCUCGCUUCAUGUACGGACCGCUCGAUGUGAUUACGCUCGCGGGCGAACGUGUCGACAUACACGUGAUGCGUGAUCCACCGGCCGGCGAAUGGCAGCUGCUGUCGACGGAAACGACCGACAAGAAUGGGCGCGUUAGCUAUAUCGUGCCGGCAGAGCAGGCCUGCGGUUACGGCAUCUUCCCGGUGAAGAUGGUCGUGCGCGGUGAUCAUACGUCGGUGGACUUUUAUAUUGCGGUGGUGCCACCGCGCACCGAGUGUAUCGUGUUCAGCAUUGACGGUUCGUUCACGGCGUCCGUGUCGGUGACGGGCAAGGAUCCGAAGGUGCGUGCCGGCGCGGUCGAUGUGUGCCGCCACUGGCAGGAGCUGGGCUAUCUGUUGAUCUACAUCACCGGUCGGCCGGAUAUGCAGCAGCAGCGCGUACUGUCCUGGCUGAGCCAGCACAACUUCCCGCACGGUCUCGUUUCGUUCGCGGACGGACUGUCGACGGAUCCGCUCGGCCAUAAGGCCACCUACCUGAACAAUCUCAUCCUGAAUCAGGGCCUGAUCGUGCAUGCGGCGUACGGCAGCAGUAAGGAUAUUAGCGUGUAUACAAGCAUUGGCCUGAAACCGAAGCAGAUCUUCAUUACUGGGAAGGUGAGCAAAAAGCACCAGUCGAUGGCAACACCACUCACCGACGGGUAUGCCGCACAUCUCAGCUCCCUCAUGACGGUUGGCGGUUCCCGACCAGCGCAGGGUAACGCCCGUAUGGUGAUACCGCGCAGCUGCUUCAACCUGCCCGGCCAAAAUCAAUCCAUUCGCAGGCGAAGGUUCGUGCCGGGUUAA
Messenger RNA from Anopheles maculipalpis, 3790 nucleotides. It is a transcript of the gene rdgB, whose product is annotated as protein retinal degeneration B. The coding region runs from base 26 to 3790 and encodes 1254 amino acids. Lineage: Eukaryota; Metazoa; Arthropoda; Insecta; Diptera; Culicidae. Gene Ontology annotation, cellular component: cytoplasm. The record is from RefSeq and is a predicted model, not a curated record. Gene Ontology annotation, molecular function: phosphatidylinositol transfer activity; metal ion binding; phosphatidylcholine intramembrane carrier activity. Gene Ontology annotation, biological process: phospholipid transport. The transcript has 7 exons.